Chenopodium quinoa (quinoa) is the source of this 2540-nucleotide messenger RNA. RefSeq lists its product as uncharacterized. The transcript is spliced from 12 exons. The coding region runs from base 227 to 1429 and encodes 400 amino acids. Lineage: Eukaryota; Viridiplantae; Streptophyta; Magnoliopsida; Caryophyllales; Amaranthaceae. The record is from RefSeq and is a predicted model, not a curated record.
UAGGGUAAGGCAGAAUCAGGCUCAGGAUGAGUUGAAGCGUAGGCUUGAUGACUUUGAAAUUUCAGCUGAACAAGCGCCUCCUAUUGACAAUGCAGUUUCUGAGUCGAUUGGUGAGAACCCUACUUCCCACACUCAAAGCCACGGACAAAGUGGAGGGGGGGUGAAGGCACCGGCUAAGAAAAAGGCGAGGGGUCUGACGACAAGUUUCAAGAAACCCGUCGGUCCCAUGGUCCUGGAGUAUGACAAGGCAGGCCAACCUACAGGCAAAUGGCGUCGUCAAUAUGCUGUUCACGUUGGCAUUUGUGCGCGCAAAAUCCCCAUUACUCUUGGUGAGCGGGAAGUAUCUCCUGGCUUGAUUGACACAUUUUGGAAUGAUACAAGGAGUCUGUUUAACAUUCCUAAUGAUGCCGCCAAGCGAAGGGUGUUUGAAUCUUUACUAGCGCAAAGAUUCAGAGGCUUCAAGACCACCUUAGUUCGUACGUGGAUCACAAAGACAAGGGUGAGAAAACCAAAGAACAAGAAAGGAGGUGGCAAUGAUGAUGAAGUCAUCGAGGAAGAGCAACUCCCAUGGCAAAAAUGGCCAAGCGUAUUGAAGGAUAAUUGGGAAGCUUUCGUUCUUCAAAAAAGAACUGAGGGAGCAAAAUUCAAAAAUGCAUUGCAGAGGCAAUACACCCAUCGUAUGGCGUGUAAGACAUUUGGUGAAUGGAGGGAAACGUGGGUCAAGGAUGGAGUUUACCCCACUUCGCUUCUAGGGUCCUCUAAAGAACCCUCUGAUUCCACGACCACUACGUUGGUGAGUCAUGCUGGCGAUUUCAUUUGCUCUCUACAUUCGCGUGACAAGAAAAUGGGUUAUCAAGGCUCCGGAAACCAAAGAAUGGCAGAUAAACUCUUUGAGUACACUAAAGAACUGGUUGAACGCAAGCUCGUCCCAAUAGUAGAGAAGGACCCUUUCACCUUGGCUUUGGGAAAACCCUACCAUCCAAGACGGGUAUUAGGUGCGGGAGGGACCUUGCUAGGAUGGGAAAAGGUGAUGGGUCCAAAAUAUACCAAAUCAGGAAGAUCCCGAGUAAGUGUGAACUCACCAUAUGACUUGGAUGCCACGGUGACAUCAAUUAAGGAACAAGUGCGCAACGAGAUGCGAUUCAAUGCUUGGGUGAAGCAAAUGAACUUGCUGGGCUUGCCUUUCCCCUCGACUGCACCGGUCGACUCAUGUAGUCACCCACACGAUCAAGGAGAAGAUGAGAUACAUGGAGACGAUGAUGAGAUACAUGAGGUUGGUACCCUACACAUGCGGACUCGAGGGAGAUUCAUAAUCCAACAUCUCAUGAAUUUCCAGAUUUACAGGAAGAGACCCGUUGUGCACUUCUACACCCGGGGCUAUCAAACAGUGGACCUUUGCAGUUGGUUGCGUAUGCUAGUGCACAACUGACCAGUGGUACGGUCCAUUCGCGACCGCUUAGGCCACAGAUCAAUUCUGUGGUUGCGGGGUUCGAGAACAUCCGAGUACUGGUGCCCAUAGAGGAGGAUGGGAUUACUACACUCUGGGAAGCAAAAGUUAGCUUUGUGCAAUGGCCAUGUGCUUGGGUAAGGUUGAUCAACGUGAUUUCGAAGAAAAGCCAAACUUCAAAGAGGAGGGUGGAUCAGCCUAAAAGCAUCAAUUAACCAGUGCCAAAGAAGAGGAGUGAACAACGGUCGGAGAGUGAAAAAGCGUCGAAGAAGAACUCUUCGAGAGGUUCAGUUAUGCAAGCUACUCCACUUGUUGCAGACACGGUCCUUCAAUCGCUCUCUAAAGAUUUAACUUAUCUACACAACCGUGUUAGUAUGCUGCCUAGUGACACUCCCAUUGAAGUUGCACUACCUAAGACAUUGUUCCACUAUGAUGACGAUGCAAUUGCAUGGCUCAACAAAGAAUAUGUGUAGAAAUUUCUAAGUGGUUCAAUGCUUAACAUUUCCCUCAUUCAAACAUUCAUGAGAGCACUACAGGAGCACUUACGUGACAUUGAUUCUCCGUGUCAAGUUGGGUGGUUAUGCCCCGAGCAGAUCUCCACUACUAGAAUCUUAGGCAACCCCCCGACGUGUUGUACUAUGUUGAACGGAGUAUCAAGUAAUCAGUGCGUGCGGGGGACAAGUUCAUAUUCGCCCCAUGUUAUGAGGAUUUGCAUUGGACCCUGGUGGUGAUUUGUGUUUCCAGUAACACAAUCUUCCUUUUCGAUUCAGCUCGAUUGCCUCAUCCAAAAAAACUCCUCGUGAAGUCCACACUGCAAAAUGUAAUGAAGAAGAUAAAUUGUCGAGCUCCUCAAGGUCACACAUGGAAAUCACCGAUGUGCACAUAACAAGAUAACGGAGUUGAUUGUGGCCUAUACGUAAUGAGAUUCAUGUUUGACAUAGUGAGUCGUUGUACAGAUACACUACAGCUUGAUGAGUUUUACAAGGUACGAAAGGGAGGUCUGUUGACGAGCAAAGAACUUAAUGAAGUUCGAGACAUGUUGGCGUCCUUCAUCACAUUUAAUUUGUAAAUAUCAUUUCUAUUUGAACUUGUU